GCCACCUGUAUCAAUGUUUUUGUUUGGAGUCGGCGUGGUAGCCGGGGCCGAAAUUUGAGUUUUGAAGUUUAGAUUGCACUUUUUUUUAACUUUUUUAUUCUUCCCGUUGUUGUAGUACAUGCACUCGUAUAUCUAAGGUAACUGAGGAAUCGAUUAGAAUGAGGCCUCUUGAGAUAUUUGUUCUGGAGCAUGCGUUGAAGUACCAGAUGGGAAACGCCGUCAAAGCACUCCGUGGGCGUGGCCACAAGCAGACCGUCGUGCACAAUCUGAGCUCGCCGUACAUAUGCCUCAUGUAUCUCAUCCACGUCUUCAGUGGCUACCUGACGUCCACGUACAAGACCAUUUCUUCCUGGGAUCCUGCGGUCUUGAAGAUCCUCCUUGAUGUGUUUCAAGACAUGUACGCCAGGGAGAAGUUCACCUCAGAGAAAUUCCUGGUCCCCUUGAUUCUCAGGACUAGGCUUUUGGAAAUCAUCAUCUACGCGGAGAAGUCGUUGCCUCCCGGGUUUGUCCUCGAGAAGCUAGAUGUCUAUUUCCCGCAGCCCGUUGAGACUUCCUAUCAGGACUUUGCGGAGAAAUAUUCUCUCAAAGGUAAGUCGGUAACUUGGCUGCAAGACACGUGCAAGAAAUCACGUCAGUACAUCAUGAACAUGGUGAUCAAAAAGAAAAAGAUGGAGGGGGACUCCAAGGACCUGGAAGGAUUUGUCGAGACAGUCAAGAAACUCCUGGACCAAGUGGCCGUCGACCUUUCCAAGACGAUUCCGUCCACUGGGCUCGAGAGGGUGGAUUCCCAGUACUGCUCAAACUGCCUAGAGUACAUGCCUUCGGCUGAAGCACGCAUGAAAAAGAGCAAAUGCACGAGUUGCUUCGACUGUCCGAGUUGCAUGCACACACUCUCUGUGAGGGCAACGAGCGUCCAGGUGCCGAGCACCGAAGACCCGAAUAAGAACGUGCCGAAGAAAGUGUACUACCUUGCGUGCGGCUUUUGCAGAUGGACAUCGCGGGACGUGGGCAUGCCUGAUCAACACGUUGCAAGCGGUGGAUGGCACGAGCACGAGUCUCCCUGGGGAAAGCGGAUCAACACUCUGUUUGAGCACUACCGUAUGGUGGCCCAGAAAGACAAGAUGGAGAAAGACAGAAAGAAGUCGACGUCGUACCGCACCAGCUACCUCCACUUUUCCGAUCGAUAUGGUGUGUCCGCUGCAGUGGCCAAGAAGUUUGCCGGACUCACGUCUACUGGGACAAAAGAGGACACUCCGAAGUUGAGCGAAGAUUUGGCACCCGCUCAACCGUCAGCGGAGGUCGAGGGACUGCCGGCGAGCAUCUUUACCGAGCCUGUCAAUGUUGCCAAGUUCACCACCAUAACGCAGCGCCACCUGCAGCCCGACUUCCAGCCGGUCAACGCUUCCCAACUGUACCCGAGGCACAAGCAGCUGCAGAUCAAGAGGUCGCAGCGCUGCAGGGGCUGCGAUCACAACCUGAGCAAGCCAGAAUUCAAUCCUUCGAGCAUCAAGUUCAAGAUCCAGUUGUCUGCAUACCACCACAUUCCGGAGCUUAAAAUCAAGUCUGUGACUGAUUUUAAGGAUGGUGAGGAAUGCUUCGUAGAACUCACGGUGCGGAAUCCAACACCCCAUACGACACACGUCUCUUUUCUGCCCCUGGAAGAAUCUCUGGAAGAACUCACCUGCCAGGCUGUCCUUCCAGAAAGCGACUUUACCUUGCCCCCGAGAGACGAUACGGCUGAGUAUGAUGAUUCUACAGAGUCGACUCAGUACAAGGAUGACCCCAACGUUGUGACAUUCCGCAAAGCCAAUAAGUUGGGGUUCUACAUUCGCGUAAUUCCAGUUGAGGAGCAAGACGACAUUAUUGUCGGUUUCCAGUUAAGGCAUGACUUCACCAACAUGGUGGUCCAGCUGCAGGCGGAUCACAGGGAGCCCCAAGUUAUCUGGAUGACGCACGUCGUGAUUGUGAACUUGGGUCCCAAGACGUACCCUUCAUCCUAGGAAUCUCCGUUGCGACCGUACAAGGGCCACCUCCGGUAUUGCUGCCGCAGCUCACCAGAUGUACUGGAAUUUGUUUCAAAAUAACUUAUAGCGUUCGUAACUUAUUUCGAAAUACAUUGUAGCAUUGCGA
Ornithodoros turicata is the source of this 2130-nucleotide messenger RNA. RefSeq names its product dynactin subunit 4-like (gene DCTN4-p62). Gene Ontology annotation, cellular component: dynactin complex. The transcript has 17 exons. The record is from RefSeq and is a predicted model, not a curated record. NCBI's taxonomy places the organism in Eukaryota, Metazoa, Arthropoda, Arachnida, Ixodida, Argasidae. Bases 159 to 2000 code for a protein of 613 amino acids.